CGAAGUUUUUCACUUGAACUUUUUGACCAUUUUGCCAAUCUUCUACUUUAAAUGUUUAAACGUUGUAAAAGAUAUGAGAUGACGAAACAGCUGCGAACUUUGUGCUUUUGUUUUAUGGUUUUGCCACUGAUAUGAAGACGCCCAGUGCACUGACCAUUUCAUUCGGAUGUCCAAUGCGCCAUUAACGCGCUCCAACGUGUGUGAAGGAACAUGCUAAAAUAUUACAGUCUUUGCUAUUAAUGGCUCUGAUCUUUUAACUGCUAAAGUGUGUAGCAUUCUACAGUCAGUCAUGUCUAGGUAUCACAAAGCAGCGAUUGAUGGCUACUUGGACCUCUUGAAAGAGGCCACAAGGAAAGACCUCAACACUCCGGACGAAGAUGGAAUGACGCCAACGUUAUGGGCUGCUUUUCAUGGACAUAUUGAUGCCCUCCAACUCAUAUGUAGUAGAGGAGGGGAUCCUAACAGGAGUGACAUCUGGGGCAACACUCCUCUGCACCAUGCUGCCACCAACGGCCACAUGCACAUCCUCAGCUUCCUGGUCAACUUUGGUGCAAAUCUCUUCUCCUUGGACAAUGAUUUCCAUACGGCCAUGGACGUGGCUGCAUCACGUGACCGCAUGGACUGCGUGCGCUUCCUGGACUCAGCUGCCUCACAGCAGACCAGUCAGAACGCCAAGAAAGUGGCCCGACUGAAGCAGGAGGCCACCAAAGAGGCUGAGAGACGAGUGAAAGUCUGCGAGAAGGUCAAGAAGAAGCACCAGAUCAAGAUGGAUAAGAUGUACCGUGGAGUGGGCAGUGGAGGGUCUGUCUCUGAAGCCGGCGUAGCUUCAUUCUCCAACACGGGAACCAUUAACAGCGUCAACGAGCAGUUCUCCAAGCUCAUUGCUGCAGACACCUCAGGGUCCCUCACAGCCAGAGUAAAGGGGACCCUCCAACGGAAGUUUGGUAAGAAAGAGAAAGGGGGAACAGAGAGGGCUGGAGGAGACGGGAACGUAAUCUUCGUCAAGCAGGAGAACGGUACUGCAGGGAAGCCAGAGUUCAUGGGUGUCUUCAGCGAGCAAGACGAGAUUGAGGCAAAUGACGACACAAGAGAAAGUAUGGGAGGCUUUGAAGAUGAUGAUGUCGAAGAUGGAGACUGGUCUAGCCAAACCAAGGAGUCUAUCUUUAAACGUCCAGGUCUGGGAAACAUGGUCUUCAGGAAAAACUUCUCCAUGGAAAUGGGGUUGGAACCAGACGACUUCCCUAGCAGAGACACAGAGGACCUGGGCUACCUCAUCCGCGAGGAGGUGUUUGAGUCGGAAGUAGUUGACAGCAGUUUGGGGGAUGAUGCUGAAGAUGCCGAUCUGCCCUGGAACCAGGAGGAACUGGGUUUGGAUGAUGAGGAGGAUGAGGACACUUUUCCUCUAGAUGCCUUUCUGUCUGCCCUUUCCCUGCCAGACUUUGCCCCUGCAUUCACCAGGGAGCAGCUAGAUCUGGAGGCCCUCAUGCUCUGCACUGAUGAUGACCUCAAGGGCAUCCGCAUCCAGCUGGGACCCAGGAAGAAGAUUCUGGAAGCUGCUGCUCGAAGGAAGAAUGCUCUGCAGAAGCCUGGCAUCAUGAAGGACAGUUUCCUGUAAUGAGUGCCUAUGCUUGUGAAAUGAAAAGUUAAAAGUUUAUGUAAUACAGAGAUAAUAUAGUAUAACGUUUCUUUGGUGUUUAAAGGGAAUGCUCACUCUAUUUUUAGAAUAUAUUUAUUUUCCAACUCA
This is a messenger RNA of Osmerus eperlanus (European smelt), 1744 nucleotides long. RefSeq names its product ankyrin repeat and sterile alpha motif domain containing 4B (gene anks4b). The record is from RefSeq and is a predicted model, not a curated record. Gene Ontology annotation, molecular function: protein binding. Bases 290 to 1615 code for a protein of 441 amino acids. The transcript is spliced from 2 exons. NCBI's taxonomy places the organism in Eukaryota, Metazoa, Chordata, Actinopteri, Osmeriformes, Osmeridae.